AAACAAAUACCACCAUAGCUGAUGCUUGCACAAAUAUACAAGGGGAGUGGUGUAAAACUCUGAAUUGUGCAUAAAUCGAAUUUCGUAUGAUUAUCGGCUUUUGGAAGGAAAGAGCGAUAAGCCUUAUCUUUAGGAGGAGAAUCUUGGGUUUUUGAAAAGGCGGACUAAAAUCUCAAAAUAUUUCCUUCUAGGUCUCUCGAUUCCCUACUAACUCUCUACUAACCUUUCGCACAACCCACACCAACCACACUCAGCUUUUUUCAUCUUGGCCAUUUUAAUUUUGCUCGUGUGUCCCUUCUCAAGAGACUUGCAGUACUUGCGAAGAGAUUGAUCGAGUGGAACUGAAGUAUUUGGAGACCUUUCGACUUUAUCUUAUCAGGUUUUCAUCGGCGGAAGUUGACGAUAUCACACAUUAACUAAUAAUUUAAUACCUCCUCAUCAUGGCGCGUCCUCCAAAUCGAAAUCCAACAACUUUCUAUGAAUACGAACAUGGAACAUCAAGAUCUCCUAGAGGCUCUAUUAGUAGUAAUAGAAGUGUCCGAUUUGACUCGGGCGAUUUCUCUCCAUCUGCAGAGUCUGAUUAUUUAGUCCCCGGUGAUCAAAAUGAUCAAAAUGAAGGUCUUAGAAGACGGAGGUAAUCUUUCCUUUCCCUCCUCUGCCUGUCUGGACAGCUAAUAUGUUUUUCGAAGGUCCUCAAUUGCCAUGCGAUUCAAUUCCAUUACCCAUGCUGGAGGCGUGAACAGUAUCGAAAACUUCGCGCGAAGUCUGACACGAGCUUCCGCAUUCCACGAGAUUACUCCGCGUCGUCCAUCAUUUAUACUUGCAGAGGAUAGCACUGAGGAAGGUGAUGGUGGAGAUCUAGAAUAUGUAGGAGUACAGACGGACUAUGGGCGGAUCUCUCGUUCUUCCUUGAUCAGAGAGCAGUUACGGAGAUCGACUUCAGAUAAUACGGUUGAUGAUGAGUCUGCACUUGGAGAUGAAACAGAAGGCAGCCUGUCCCGAGUCGCCAGUCACAGGAAGUCCGAGGGGGAACGUGUUGCUGGAGGCGAUCAUGCAAGCGUACAAGGAAGUGUAAGGGGGAACCAAUCUAUCUUUGCGAUUGCCCCGCAUCUAUCAACUCCUCUAGCAGGAAGCUAUGGAACAUCUUACGGUACAUUACGUUCAACAUUGAACGAAUCAUCAAUGGUUCAUGCCGGCCAGCUUUGGCGACAACAGCAAGCUACCGGCGCAAAUGUUGCAGACGGGGAACACUUGCCACUGAUCGUCAAGGAGGUCGAAGAAGAUGGGAAAAUUGUGCUUGUUGUUGAGGGGCAGUCCACUCUUCCACAGACAAUCCUUAACUCCACAAACGUUCUUAUCGGAGUUGGUUUACUCAGUCUCCCCAUGGGGUUGAAGUACUCAGGAUUGUUAUGCGGCAUGAUAUUGCUCCUUCUAUCAGCACUUGUUACGUCAUAUACUGCGAAGUUAUUGGCCAAGUGCAUGGAUCGAGAUCACAGUCUUCUGAGCUUCGCAGACAUUGCCUAUGCAUCCUAUGGCCGCAGAGCAAAUAUAGCGACUAGUAUACUUUUCACUAUGGAGCUUCUUGCGGCAUGCGUUGCCCUGAUUGUUCUUUUUGCAGAUUCCCUGAACUCACUAAUUCCAUCCGUCGGAGUAAAUGAGUGGAAAGUUCUCUGCGGUCUUCUUUUGAUACCGCUUAAUUUUGUCCCUCUACGUCUAUUGAGUUUCACCAGCAUUCUUGGGAUCAUAUCGUGCUUUUCAAGUAUGUAAAGAUGACCUGCGACUCCAACACCUUGGCUGACCAUGAUAGUUGUACUAAUAAUUCUCAUCGAUGGCUUCGUAACACCACGAACUCCUGGUUCUUUACUGGAACCCGCAACUCAGUACAUAUUUCCAGCCAACGUAAGCCAUCUGCAUGUUGCUUAUUUUAAUUCCUCGAUCUAUCUGCACUGUGGCUACUCCCGCCAUAUCAAUAACAAAAUAAAUUUUUGUUUGAACCGAUGCAUUCAAGUAGCGGUUCUCAAAUCCAAAAGAGCACCCCUAGUUUAAAGUCAUCGAGGAUAAGGACGCCGCUCUGAUUUUGCACUCUACUGACUCUGAUUCCCUUUAGUGGCUCACUCUUCCACUUUCGUUCGGCCUUAUGAUGUCGCCUUGGGGGGGACACUCGGUCUUUCCCAACAUUUAUCGUGACAUGAGACAUCCAUAUAAAUUCGACAAAGCAGUCAAAUAUACAUUCAGUUUCACAGUAAGUUCCAUUCAAUCUCCAGCUCUACAUUGUGCUAAUAAAAAUCCCCAGUAUGUGCUCGAUGCUACAACUGCACUAGCUGGAAUAUUGAUGUUUGGAGGUAAGUUCCCAUCGAUUUUCAGUUUUCGGGCUCUUUUGCGCUCGUAUUCGUCGUUUUGUCCAUUUUUCUUAACUCCCGAGCAUGCUUCUCUCGCAAACCGCCUCUGUGCGAAACGGCUACUGACAUUCCUAUAGAUAACGUCAUGGAUGAAGUCACAGCCAACAUUAUCGGAAACUCAAGCUAUCCUCGCAGCUUAUCGCUUAUGAUAUGCAUUUUCAUUGCCAUCAUCCCUUUGACCAAGGUUCCCCUGAACGCUCGCCCCAUCGUGUCUACAAUCGAAUUGCUCUGUGGACUUGACUCUCGCGCUAUGGCUGAAUCACCGGCCCUUACUGGACUCUCAAGCUACACCCGUGGUAUAAUGAAAAUCGCCGUUCGUAUCAUUGUACUAAUCGUAUUUGUGAUCAUAGCAAUCGUCUUUCCGGCUUUCGAUAGUAUUAUGGCGUUCAUGGGUUCCGCUUUGUGCUUUAGCAUUUGUGUGAUUCUGCCGCUUCUGUUCUACGUCAAGAUGUUUGGGGGAGAGAUUAGUAGGAGAGAACUGAUCUUGGAUUAUUGCUUGAUUGUCAUUAGUUCUAUAAUGGCGAUUGUGGGUACUGUUUGGGCUUUCUUGCCCAAAGAUCUCAUUCAUGCCGAAUAAUGCGGGCACGGUGAGCAAGCGCAUUUAUGAUAUUUUAGGAAAGGUUGCACAUAUUUUUCUGUAAUUCUCUAUGCUGUUAAUGUUUAUACGGGUUAACAUUGGAGUUCUGCAUCAUAUACGGAUGGUGGUCAUUUGAUACUCCCUAUUCAAUCGCCUCCAUACCCAAGUCGUCGAUAUAGUUUGUAUUUAGUUCCUGCGUUCUUUCUUGUGGGGAAAUGGAGAAAAGUUGUUGUUUGCUGUUAGCCGUUUAUUUUAUAUACAUGACGGGAAUGAAACACAUAGGUACAUACUCAGAAUUGGAAUAAAAUAGCAUAUACCACCCAC
Sclerotinia trifoliorum is the source of this 3300-nucleotide messenger RNA. The record is from the annotation of a GenBank genome assembly. Lineage: Eukaryota; Fungi; Ascomycota; Leotiomycetes; Helotiales; Sclerotiniaceae.